Messenger RNA from Plenodomus lingam JN3, 312 nucleotides. The record is from RefSeq and is a predicted model, not a curated record. Lineage: Eukaryota; Fungi; Ascomycota; Dothideomycetes; Pleosporales; Leptosphaeriaceae.
AUGCCUUUUUACCAAAUGUCCUUCUUCAAGUUCAAGCCGGAUGCGGAUCCCGCACUCAUCCAAGAGUGGCUUGCCAUCAGUAAAACCAUGCCGGAGAAGAUCCCGUGUGUUCGCAGUCUGGUAGCUGGCCGACCGGCGGGGCAGUUCAAGCACUUGGCCAAAGGCUGGGAUGUGGCCGCGUGCAUUGAACUUGACAAUGCCGAAAGCCCCAAGGAAUUCCAGGAACAUCCGGAGCAUGUCCGUCCGCGAGAAUUAUCGGCCCAAAUCUGCGAUAGAAAUGAGACUGUUUCGAUUAUGUUUGAAGUAGAGUGA